GACGUUUCGCUCGUCGGUCGCUGAUCGCGGCCCGCAUCAUGAGCAGCUGAUUUUGGUUAAAAGUUUCUCAACGCGCGAAGCCGUUAACUUUUGCUGGAAGUCCAAGUGUUUACCGGAAGAGAUGGAUCCAACCAACAGUUCACCUCCAACGCAUUCAAUAUCAUUCCCGGAUAAGAUUGUAGCGUUCGAGCUGUCCAGCUAUGAAUGGUCUCAAAAUCUUCUCUGCGUCGCUCUGGCCGACAAACUUAUUUUGGGUGCCGUUCGCUUUCCGGAGGAAAAUGAAUCUGAAUGUUUUGAAUGGAAUCAAUACAAGGAAAUACACCACGAGAGCCGUUGUCAUGCGGUAGCUUUUGCUCCAGAAACAUCACUGGCCGUGCUUCCGAAAGUGGUAAUUCUCUGCACGGCCGGAGCCGAUUUCAAUCUUCGCAUAUUCAACAGCGACCUGGAGGAUAACAACACGGUGCAAAUGCUGCAGGGUCAUCGCAGCUAUAUAAACCAGAUCAGCUGGGAUCCGGAUGGUGAAUAUCUAGCCUCGUGCGGCGAUGACCACAUGUGCAUCAUGUGGAAGAUGAAGGAAGGCUACGCGAAGGGACCCACGUUUUUCUUCGGCUCGGCAGUCGUUUCGGCCAAGUGGCAUCCAGAUGAACCUGGGAAGGUAUUGAUUGCCGAGAAGAGUGGUAUCGUCCACUUGUACAAUGUGGAAUCUAAAUUGGCGAUUCUAUCGGUGGAAUGUAACAAAAACCCACUCAACUAUGCCGAUUGGAGUUUGAAUAACUCAGCAUUUGUAGUCGCUAUUGCUGGUGGAGAGUUGAUAUUCUGGGAUCUGAAGAAACCAAGCCGACCGGUUGAAAACAAGAGGAUCCAUGAAGAUUGUGGUCACAUUGUAAAGUUUGCACCGCAUUCUGAAACAAUUGUGGCUAGUGUGGGAAGACCACGGACAACAUUGAAAGUGUUUCAUUCCAAGUCACAGGUUCCGCAAAUAGAAUCCAAGCUGUUACUUUAUGGAGGACUCUGUUGGCAUUACCAACUGCCUUAUGUAGUGGCUGGACAGGAUAGGAAAUUAUGUUUCUGGAAGAUUUCUUUAUAAAUUAUUAAAAUACUUUCAAUGUAAACAAUAUAGGAAUACAUAAAAAAAAACAACCAUUGAAAUCAACGCAAA
Armigeres subalbatus is the source of this 1159-nucleotide messenger RNA. It is a transcript of the gene Nup37, whose product is annotated as nucleoporin Nup37. Gene Ontology annotation, molecular function: protein binding. The transcript is spliced from 2 exons. The coding region runs from base 122 to 1087 and encodes 321 amino acids. The record is from RefSeq and is a predicted model, not a curated record. NCBI's taxonomy places the organism in Eukaryota, Metazoa, Arthropoda, Insecta, Diptera, Culicidae. Gene Ontology annotation, cellular component: nuclear pore outer ring.